CCGCGGCGAGUCGCAGCUCGUUAGUCUGCAAGCGAAGCUCGGUGCGGCGUGGUCGCGCUUGAGUUCGGUGUAACAACAGUGCAACUUAAUAGAGGCUCGGAGACGGACCAAACGCAGUCAGUGCGCCAUGGAUUGCCCUCUCACAGAGCCCCUGUACCAAGCUUUGCCGGACCCCGAUUACAGCGAACUGGUGCCUCAGUCUGCCUACACGGACCAUUAUUCAUGGCACAGCGACUGGCCAUCACAGCACAUAUAUGAAGAAGAGCCAGUCUCUUUUUACUCACGUGUGUUCGGUUAUGAAAAUGACCAGUCAUAUGAACUGAGGCAACCAGUGUUUGCACCAACCCCACCACCUGACAUAAUGGACAAGUGUAUACAAGAUCUCAGCAAAGUACCUGCACAUGAAUGGCAGAAUAAGUGUGUGAAAUCAUGGACAGUGUUUGAUAUAAUGAACUGGGUCAUACACGAAUUAAAAAGCAGAGGACAAAACUAUGAAAAUGCUUGCAUGAAAUCAUUUAGAAUCAGUGCAGAAGUUUUAUGUACUUUGACAAAACAAGAGUUCGAACAACUUGACCCAAAUUUUGGUGCUAUGCUCUACGAUGCACUGCAGAAGUAUAAGAACAUGCCACCACCUUAUGUGCCUAAUGUUGCAUUGCCCCCAAUACAAAACAUAAGGUGUGACAUGUCCACAGAGGCAGAGCCAACUGUCAAUUAUGUUGAGAUCCAAAACAGAAAUUACGGCAGUACCUGUUCUGAUGGCGAAUCAGAUUCAAGCCAAAUUGGGCAAGAACAAAAACCAAAAAGAAAGCCAGUGCGCUCUCCUCCAUCUCGAGGAAUACGGAGAAAGCAAGAAAAGAAGACGGGGCGUCUGUGGGAGUUUAUAAGAGAUCUCCUUAAGAACAGAGAAUACUGCCCCAGUCUUAUAUGUUGGGAGAAUUACGAUGAAGGAGUAUUUAGAUUUGUACGAAGUGAUAAAGUUGCUGAACUUUGGGGCACUAUCAAAGAAAAUCCAAGAAUGACGUAUGAGAAGCUCAGCCGAGCAAUGAGGAAUUACUAUGCCUCUGGUAUUCUUGAACCUGUGCCAAAAACAGGUCAAUAUCCAAAGAGACUGGUUUAUAAGUUUGGCCAUGCUGCAAUUUGGAAGACUGCUAAAGACUAUGGUGGAAAUGACAGGGUAUUACUACAAGAGCAAAGUUCUUCUUCCUGUUCUGGGGAGGCGGCUCGUGUACAAAUUUGGCCCUUCAGCUACGAACUGGCAGACACCUAACCCAAAUUUCAGAUUACCAGAAUCAGGGUGAAGUAAAUCUGAGACAUUUCAAAAUGCCUGUGUGUCUGGGAUGUGCUUCAGUGUGCUGAGGACAUAAAAAUGAGACUGAAAUGGUACAAAACAUAUGUUUUUGUAAAUAUUUUUCACAGAAGAUGGUUUUGUGAAAACCAGAGGACCAGAUUUUUUAUACGUAUGCCACAAAGUGUAUAUUUAAUUUGUACAUAAAUAAAUGUUUUCCUUUAUUUAAA
Messenger RNA from Schistocerca gregaria, 1515 nucleotides. Its product is annotated as ETS homologous factor-like. NCBI's taxonomy places the organism in Eukaryota, Metazoa, Arthropoda, Insecta, Orthoptera, Acrididae. The coding region runs from base 128 to 1267 and encodes 379 amino acids. The transcript is spliced from 9 exons. Gene Ontology annotation, biological process: regulation of transcription by RNA polymerase II; cell differentiation. The record is from RefSeq and is a predicted model, not a curated record. Gene Ontology annotation, cellular component: nucleus. Gene Ontology annotation, molecular function: sequence-specific DNA binding; DNA-binding transcription factor activity, RNA polymerase II-specific.